Cyclopterus lumpus (lumpfish) is the source of this 1945-nucleotide messenger RNA. RefSeq names its product RNA binding motif, single stranded interacting protein 2a (gene rbms2a). Gene Ontology annotation, molecular function: mRNA binding. Gene Ontology annotation, cellular component: cytosol. The record is from RefSeq and is a predicted model, not a curated record. Lineage: Eukaryota; Metazoa; Chordata; Actinopteri; Perciformes; Cyclopteridae.
UGGCAGCCUGGGCUGUGCUCGCCGCUCCGGACAUAGCGCCGAGAAAAAUGCUGCUCUCCGUACCGCCAAGGGCAGGAAUCAACUCAUACAACGGCUAUAACAGCAGAAACGGCAAAAAGCAGACCUAUGUGUCCUCCAGCCACCAGAUGGCUCCCCCAAGUCCAAACAACAACAAUAGCAGCAGCAGCAGUGGGGGAGGGGAACAGCUGAGUAAAACUAACCUGUACAUCCGCGGCCUUCAUCCUGGGACCACGGACCAAGACCUGGUCAAGCUCUGCCAACCAUAUGGCAAGAUUGUGUCGACCAAGGCCAUCUUGGAUAAAACCACCAACAAAUGUAAGGUGAGAUAUGGCUUUGUGGACUUUGACAGUCCAGGUGCAGCACAGAAAGCUGUUACAGCUUUGAAGUCCAGUGGUGUCCAGGCUCAGAUGGCCAAACAACAAGAGCAAGACCCCACCAACCUCUACAUCUCCAACCUGCCAGUGUCUAUGGAUGAACAAGAGCUGGAGAGCAUGCUCAAGUCCUUUGGCCAGGUCAUUUCUACACGCAUCCUCCGGGAUGCUAACGGGACCAGCCGCGGUGUGGGCUUUGCCAGAAUGGAAUCCACUGAGAAGUGUGAGGCCAUAAUUCAGCAUUUCAAUGGCAAAUUCAUCAAGACUCCACCGGGAGUGCCUGUGCCCACAGAGCCCUUAUUAUGUAAGUUUGCAGAUGGAGGUCAGAAGAAGAGGCAGAACCAGGGGAAAUACCUCCACAAUGGAAGGCCCUGGAUUAGAGAUGGAGAUACGGGAGGAAUGACGCUUGCUUAUGACCCCACAGCCUUACAAAAUGGCUUCUACUCCUCACCCUACAGUCUGGCUCCAAACCGAAUGAUCGCACAGACUUCUCUCUCACCCUACAUGCAUUCUCCUGUCUCGUCCUACCAGGUACACAGCCCAUCCUGGAUGCACCAUCAGUCAUACCUCAUGCAGCCAGCUGGUACUGUUCUUACCCCAACAAUGGAUCACACCAUGUCCAUUCAGCCCACGUCCAUGAUGGGGCCUCUCGCCCAGCAGCUAAGCCACCUGUCCCUGGGCAGCACGGGCACAUAUAUUCCGGCCAACACAACUAUGCAGGGGACCUACAUGCCCCAGUACACCCCAGUGCCUCCCUCCAGUGUCCCAGUAGAGGAGAAUGGUGGUCAACAGCAACAGGUUGCUAUGGAGACUCCCGCAGAACACACAAACUACUCGUACCAACACACCAAGUGAAGCUAAGCUCCCAGCAUGGUGGAGCCGAGGGCACAAGAUGAAUCAACAGGAUUCCGCAAAACUGUCCUCCAUAGAUCACCAAGCACCCAGACUUGAACAUGGAUAACAAAAGGAACAUGUCUGUGUUUGUAUGUGUGUGUGUGUCUGUAUUUUUUUUUUUUAAAGGACAACACUUAUGUCAUUGGACUUUCCUGCUCACAUCCUCUAGAGUCGAUCAACCAAAGGUGGGAAUCUUCUUCACAGAAGCUGUGAUCUAUUUUGAUAUCUGAAAAAAGCAACAUAACAAGAAGUUAAAAAGAAAACUAAGAAGAAAAAAACUUAAGAGACGUUGAAAGACACAGAGCAUUAUUUUUGUGCACGUAAUAUAACAAAUUCUUAUUUUUAACACAAAAAAGCAUUCUGGACAUUUCAGGGUGAUUCAAAGAAGAGUUGAAACACAAUGUGUCUUUUAUUUUUUUGUAAAAUAUUUUUAUUUCCUGAUGUCUGUUGUUUGACGUUCUAUUUGCAGCAGCGGAGGAAUCAAUUUGUACAGAUUAAAAAACUUCCAAAACACUUUUGCUGAUCUGACAUGUCGGAGGCAAACCGUUUAAAGCUACUUCUUCCUGUAACUGCUGCAGAGAUUUCUAUUCACGCACAGAUGAUAAUAACAAUGUUUAUAGUCUGUUUAGUCUAAUUAUUAUUAUUUUUUUACAUUCUUC